AUGGACUCCAAUGAAGAGCAGGAAGCAUUAAAAACUGCAAUAACGAUGAACAAGGAGAUGAAGGCACCAGUAGAAUUUCGAAUCUACAUUGCCAUCAUGAAUACAGCUGAUGUCUACAAACUUUCCAGACUGAGCUGCGAUUCGGAAUGGAUAAAUACGACUGGAAGGGUAAUGUUGGCAUUGCAAGAUUGCAAGGAUAAACUGUUGCAUGAGAUAAAAUAA
Molecule: messenger RNA, 222 nt
Organism: Pieris macdunnoughi
Lineage: Eukaryota; Metazoa; Arthropoda; Insecta; Lepidoptera; Pieridae
Source: the annotation of a GenBank genome assembly